UAUACACCUCACUCCACCCCACUCACCACUCGCAACGCAUCGAUCUAGAGAGAAGCUCGACAGCACGUAGAGGAGGGGUGCGUUCGCAUGGCGGUGGCCAGCGGCGUGCGGGCGGGGAGGCUGGCGAGGGGAAGUAGCAGCAAGCAGCAGAGGCAGCGGACCAUGAACAACAUCAAGCUCACCCUGCUCUGCGGCUUCAUGACCGUCCUCGUCCUCCGCGGCACCGUCGGCGUCAACAUCCUCUCCAACAGCGGCGGCUCCGAUGGCGAGGCGGCCGACGCCAAGGUUGUCGAGGACAUCGAGCGUAUCCUCGGCGAGAUCCGCUCCGACUCCGAACCCGAUUACGGAGAUAUCGCCGACGAUGACGCGUCGUCGAACUCGACGGCUGUGCAGUACUCCGGCUCCGGCUCCGGCAACGCCUCGUCUUCGUGGACGUACCGGAACUACACCCUCGGCCCGAAGAUCACGGGCUGGAACGCGCAGCGCCGGCAGUGGAUGUCCCAGAACCCGGGCUUCCCGUCCCGCGACGCUAGCGGCAGGCCGAAGAUCCUGCUCGUCACCGGCUCGCCGCCGGGGCCCUGCGACAACCCCAUGGGCGACCACUACCUGCUCAAGGCCACCAAGAACAAGAUCGACUACUGCCGCCUCCACGGCAUCGACAUAGUGUACAACAUGGUGCACCUGGACCCGGAGCUCACGGGGUACUGGUCCAAGAUCCCGCUGCUGCGCCGACUGAUGCUGGCGCACCCGGAGGUGGAGUGGGUGUGGUGGGUGGACAGCGACGCCAUCUUCACCGACAUGGCCUUCGAGCUCCCGCUGUCGCGCUACGAGGGCCGCAACUUCGUCAUCCACGGCUACCCUGACCUCCUCUUCCAGAAGCGCUCCUGGAUCUCCCUCAACGCCGGCAUCUUCCUGCUCCGCAACUGCCAGUGGUCGCUCGACCUGCUCGACGCCUGGGUGCAAAUGGGGCCCAAGGGCCGUGUCCGCGAGGAGGCCGGGAAGCUGCUCAGGGCGAGCCUGACGGGCAGGCCGGCGUUCGACGGGGACGACCAGUCGGCGCUGAUCUACCUGCUGCUCACCGAGAAGGAGAAGUGGAUCGACAAGGUGCACAUCGAGACCGAGUUCUACCUGCACGGCUUCUGGACGGGGCUGGUGGACAGGUACGAGGAGAUGAUGGAGAAGCACCACCCGGGGCUCGGCGACGACCGGUGGCCGUUCAUCACACACUUCGUCGGGUGCAAGACCUGCGGCAGGUACGAGGACUACCCGCUGGACCGAUGCCUCAGCAGCAUGGAGCGCGCCUUCAACUUCGCCGACAACCAGGUGCUCAGGCUCUACGGGUUUCAGCACCGGUCGCUGGCCAGCCCCAAGGUCAGGCGGGUCGCUGGCCGGACGGCAAAUCCGCUGCAAGCCAAGGAAGCGGCUCUCAGGAUGGACGCCAAGUUCGAGAGCACUUAGAAGAGAGAGAGAGAGAGACUCUGUUCUUGGGAAGAGACACAGUGGAUACGAGUUUUGAUCAGUUCUUUGCGUUUUGAUUAUUCUUGGGUUUCAGUUCUGCAGUAGCUAGUGCACGCAGAGGAACGACAUACAGCAACUGACUUGCUGUUAUGAAUUUGUUUAAUGUUUUUAGUUGGAUUCAGAGCAAAAUCAAAAUGUUCAGAAGGGUAUGACUCAAACAAUGUUAUUUUGAAUUAUGCCACCGAUACACUUUCUACUGUUCGUCAGAUUAGCUUCGUUUCAGUUGUGUCUUUGGACUACAAAAGCAACAACAUGUGAUCUGCAGAAUUAUGGAUGCUAUUCUGAAAUCUGCAGGCUUU
This is a messenger RNA of Phragmites australis (common reed), 1817 nucleotides long. RefSeq names its product probable glycosyltransferase 3. The record is from RefSeq and is a predicted model, not a curated record. Gene Ontology annotation, cellular component: membrane; endosome; trans-Golgi network. Gene Ontology annotation, biological process: xyloglucan biosynthetic process. The coding region runs from base 88 to 1458 and encodes 456 amino acids. Gene Ontology annotation, molecular function: hexosyltransferase activity. The transcript has a single exon. Lineage: Eukaryota; Viridiplantae; Streptophyta; Magnoliopsida; Poales; Poaceae.